This is a messenger RNA of Aspergillus alliaceus, 2074 nucleotides long. RefSeq names its product histone chaperone NAP1 (gene nap1). Gene Ontology annotation, molecular function: histone binding; chromatin binding. The coding region runs from base 98 to 1333 and encodes 411 amino acids. NCBI's taxonomy places the organism in Eukaryota, Fungi, Ascomycota, Eurotiomycetes, Eurotiales, Aspergillaceae. Gene Ontology annotation, cellular component: nucleus; chromatin. The transcript has 5 exons. Gene Ontology annotation, biological process: nucleosome assembly. The record is from RefSeq and is a predicted model, not a curated record.
CUUCUCAACCCUUAGACUUCAUCUGCGACAACCCCUCAGCCAUCUUUUAUUAUCUUAUUUGACACAUCUCUGAAGCAUUUCGAACAACUUUUUCACCAUGUCUGAACCCAUUAGGAAUAAGAAAGCGGAUUUCCCAGUCGCUCCGACCCCUCAAAACACCCCAGCUAAUAACGCCCCUAUUUCUUCCCAUGCCCAGCAGCCUGGGGUUUCCAGUAUCAAAGAAGAAUCCCUUGAUCAUGCUACGGCUGCCUCUUUAUUUGCGAGGAAUCCCGGGCUUGUAUCCAUGAUUCAAGGGAAAUUGGGAUCGCUUGUUGGUCGCUCCUCGGGUUAUAUUGAAUCUCUUCCCGCACCUGUCCGCCGACGUGUCGCUGGACUCAAAGGCAUCCAGAAGGAGCAUGCUAAAUUGGAAGCUCAGUUCCAAGAAGAGGUAUUGGAACUCGAAAAGAAAUAUUUUGCAAAGUUUACCCCUCUUUAUCAACGGCGUGCCACAAUUGUCAAUGGAGCUGCUGAACCAACUGACGGUGAAGUCGAUGCGGGCAAGGAUGAAGAAGAAGAUGUGGAUGCUAAGAGCGAGGAUGAGUCUAAGAAGAUUGAGGACAAGCAACCAUCAACAGCUGGGAUACCCGAGUUCUGGCUUUCUGCUAUGAAAAAUCAAAUUUCUUUGGCAGAGAUGGUCACUGAACGAGAUGAAGAGGCUCUUAGGAAUCUCACCGAUAUCCGCAUGGAGUACCUUGAUCGUCCGGGUUUCCGCCUGAUUUUUGAAUUCUCCGAGAACGACUUCUUCUCAAACAAAACUAUCUCUAAAACGUACUAUUACAAGGAAGAGAAUGGGUAUGGUGGGGAUUUCAUCUAUGACCAUGCCGAAGGCACCAAAAUCGACUGGAAAGACGACAAAGAUCUUACUGUCCGCGUGGAGAGUAAAAAGCAGAGAAACAAAAACACGAAGCAAACUCGUGUUGUCAAGAUAACCGUACCUACGGAGUCUUUCUUUAAUUUCUUUUCCCCUCCACAGCCCCCGACAGAUGACGAUGAUACUGUUGCCACCGACAUCGAAGAGCGUCUUGAACUUGACUACCAGCUUGGAGAGGAUAUCAAAGAGAAGCUCAUUCCUCGCGCAAUCGAUUGGUUCACUGGGGAGGCUCUUCAGUUCGAGGAACUGGGCGAUGAUAUGGAUCCAGACGAGUUUGAAGACGAGGACGAGGACGAGGACGAGGACGUGGACGACGAAGAUGAAGAUGACAGGAAGUCCGAUGGCGAUGUUGAUGAUGACUCCGAUGAAGAGGACGGUACUUCAAAGCCCAAGAAGGAGGCCGCUGAGUGUAAACAAAGCUGAGCAGCGGGCUAGCCCACUUGCAUGUAAAUCACAAGCUUGUAUGGUGCUUUAAACUUUUCUUCACAUCAGUUUAGUACCUUCUCUUUUUUUUUUCUCUUAGGCUGCUUCUUUCUAAUAAUGCGUGUCUCCCGACUCAUUCAAUAACCCUUCACUGUAUCUACAGUAGGACAGGUAUGUAUAAUUUAUGCAUACUCUGCUAUUACUAGUUUGAUGGGGCAUGCAGUUGUUGAUAAAGCUUGAUGGAUGGCAUCGGCGAGGUAGCUUGGUCCCUAUUUUCUUUUCAUUAUCCUCCAUUUUCCUCUUUUUCUUAAUUCUGUUUUCUGUCUUCUACCCAUACAAAAUGUUGGUGGCGCGAGGAGUACGCUUUUUGUUCAAUUAUCUACAAUUGUUCUUAAACGAUCUGUCUAUGCCUCUGAGGAUAUAAAUUGGUGGUAAAAGGAAUAUUAAUCAUAAAUCUUCGGUCGCACAUUCUCAUGCUUGGUUAUCGGUUCCCUGAAAUCGUCGAGCUUUUUCUAUGUAAAGCGAUGAGUGUCUUCUCACCGCUUAUUUAGAAUGGCUGGUUUCCUUUUCCCACGUAGUCGAACUCCACUCAUGAAGCCCUAAGUCAAUUAGUACCUAAUGCACAAUUGGUUUCUUACGAGUUUGUUGUUUGAGGCGUAGGCGAAUAGUGAAGUAGAAGGAAAGAUUGCAGUAGGUGGGUGGAAGGUAUGUUAUUUGUAUGUAGUGUACGCAUGGUUAUCU